CCGGGUCACGUGGCACGAGUGGAAUGCUAACAAUGUAGCGAAUGUCCCAACUGUGCCCGGCCGCCGCCGCAUUCGGAGCCCGAAAGGGGGAAAGGGAAGAAUGGAGACGGAGCGGGAGGCUGGGGGCGGCGGCAGCAGUCGAGGUAGCGGCAGGAGGCAGCGAAGAGGAGUUACGGCGGCGGUGGCGGCCCCCUGAUUCUCCCGCGGGCACCGAGAAAGGGAGGAGGCUGCGUGCGGGGAACCCCCUUCCCCGCUUGACCAAGACGAUACUGAAUAGCAGCGAGAUGGAAGUUUCGGGGUUCCCCUCUGUGUACAGAAAUUCUGAAAACUCUGAACUGAAGAAGCUUGAAAGUGGCACCUGCUCCUUGAGACUUAUGUAGUGUCAUAGACAUACCAGGUGACAUUGGAGAAUACAAAAGUGUGACACAGUCUCCGCUCCAGAGUUUUACCAUUUAUGUUGGAACUACUAUCAAGGGAUUAUGUUUUGCAGCAAACUGAUACCUUCAGGAAGAACCGCGUUGAAUGUCCCUUCGGUUUUAUGCAAAAGAAGUUGGAAUUUAUGCUGAAACAAACCUGGAUUAAACAUGAGGCCAAAGACUUUUCCUGCUACCACUUACUCUGGGAACAGCAGACAAAGAUUGCAGGAGAUCCGGGAAGGUUUGAAGCAACCUACCAAAUCUUCCAGCCAGGGAUUGCCCGUUGGACCAGGAGGCGAAACUUCUCUGGACCCUAAAAUUACAGUAGGGAAAGAUGCAGCCAGGCAGCAGCAAAUGAGACCAGUUGCCAAGUUUGGGCCAUACCAGAAAGCACUGCGAGAAAUCAGAUAUUCUUUGCUGCCCUUUGCUAAUGAGUUGGGCACCACUUCUGCAACGGUUGAAGUUAAUAGGCAGAUGCUCCAGGAACUGGUGAAUGCAGGGUGUGAUCAGGAGAUGGCUGUGAGAGCCCUGAAACAAACUGGCAGUAGAAGCAUUGAAGCAGCUUUGGAAUACAUUAGCAAGAUGGGAUACUUGGAUCCCAGAAAUGAACAAAUAGUCCGGGUGAUUAAACAGACAUCUUCGGGAAAGGGUAUUAUGCCAAACAACAUAAGCCGCAGGCCAAGUUUUGAAGGGUCCAGCGAAUCUUUCCCACCCUACCACCAGGUUAGCAACCCGGGCUAUGAAGGUGCAGGCUUUGGGGCAGAAGCUGCUAACAUGCUGGGUGACGUUCCCAGGCCGUAUAUGGACUACUUGCUCUCUGCUUCUCAGUCUGCAACCAUGAACUCUCCAGUACAAAGACCUGCCAGCUUAGGCUCCCACAACGCGCCUGGCAGUCACCAGCAGAAAGCCUAUCCCGCAAACAUGGAUGCCCCAGUGAUCAACUACCCGGUGGCUGGUCACAGCGGCCAAGCCUUGCAGCUUGGCUCAAACAGCCCUCAUUAUGGCAGGCAACCCGUGAUGGUGCAAGGGGAAGCUCAGGCUCUCGGCUAUGGGAUUCAGAGGAGCCAUUCUUUCCAGAACAAGUUGCAGCAGGAGGGAGGGUAUCCAAGCCUCCCGAACAAAGGAACAGUUGUUCAGAAUAACUCCAGCCACGGGUUCCAGCAAGCACCAGGCGGUCUGUAUAUGCCGCACUCCCAUCACAAGCAACCGAUCCCUUCCUCCCACCCAAUGCACGUGAUCUCCAGAGGAGGCCCAGCGUAUACGAACGAAUUUUCAGACAGCCCACCGCAGGGCCUGCUGACGCCAUCCAGAAACAGUCUGAACAUGGACCUGUAUGAUAUGAACAACCCUCAAGUUCAGCAGUGGCAGACGACCUCUUCGUCAUCGUCAUCGUCCUCAUCACGCCGCGACUCGUUACAGAACGCAGCCCUGGAAGCAUCGGUCCGGCAGCAUGUACCCUUCAGGCCUGAGGGCUGCGUCCCAAGCAGAACCAAUUCUUUCAACAGCCACCAGCAACAGAUGCCCAUAUCCAUGAGGCAGACUUCUCCAGGCAAAGCUGAGGCGUCCAUUACUUCUCCAAACACCAUCACUGCCGUCACAUCUGCUCAUAUUCUACAGCCAGUGAAGAGCACAAGGGUGAUGAGGCCUGAGCCUCAGACUGCAGUAGGCCCCGCUCAUCCUGGCUGGCUGGCUGCACAGUCUUCGGCUGUGGAUGGCUUAGGAAUGGCUGAACAGCACCCCCUUCCUGUUGGAGGAGCUAAUGCCUAUCAGCUAGAUGUGGACUAUAGCAAUCAGGAGCUGAGGUGCCCUCCACCUCCUUAUCCGAAGCAUUUACUGCUGCCCAGUAGUUCAGACCAGUUUGAUAUGAACUGCUUACGUUCAGGGAUCGAGCAGACCCUUCGGGGAGUCCCCAGCUCAUCAGGAAACAAAGCUGAGGAAAACGGGGAAAGGAACGACAAAAUCAAGUCGACCAAAGCGGAAAAGCCAGGCAAGGAUAAGAAACAGAUCCAGACGUCCCCAGUGCCGGUGCGGAAGAACGGCAAAGACGAAGAGAAAAGAGAGUCACGUAUUAAAAGCUACUCGCCAUUUGCCUUUAAAUUCUACAUGGAGCAGCAUGUGGAGAACGUCAUAAAGACCUACCAGCAGAAAAUCAAUCGCCGGCUGCAGUUGGAGCAAGAAAUGGCCAAGGCUGGCCUUUGUGAAACAGAACAAGAGCAGAUGAGGAAAAUUCUCUACCAAAAGGAGUCCAACUACAACAGGCUCAAGAGAGCCAAAAUGGACAAAUCCAUGUUUGUAAAAAUCAAGACUUUGGGUAUCGGUGCUUUUGGGGAAGUCUGCCUUGCCUGCAAAGUGGACACCCACGCCCUGUACGCCAUGAAAACCCUGAGGAAGAAAGACGUGCUGAACCGUAACCAAGUUGCCCAUGUCAAGGCCGAAAGGGAUAUCCUUGCAGAGGCAGACAAUGAAUGGGUGGUUAAGCUCUACUACUCCUUCCAGGACAAGGAGAACCUGUAUUUUGUGAUGGACUACAUCCCUGGCGGAGACAUGAUGAGCCUGCUCAUUCGGAUGGAAGUCUUUCCAGAAAAGCUAGCCCGGUUUUACAUUGCUGAACUCACACUGGCCAUAGAAAGCGUGCACAAAAUGGGGUUUAUCCAUAGAGACAUCAAGCCUGAUAACAUUCUGAUUGAUCUCGAUGGACACAUCAAACUGACCGACUUUGGCCUCUGUACUGGAUUCAGGUGGACACACAACUCAAAAUAUUACCAGAAAGGGAGCCACAUCAGGCAGGACAGCAUGGAGCCAAGCGACCUUUGGGAUGAUGUGUCCAACUGUAGAUGUGGAGACAGGUUGAAGACCUUGGAGCAGAGAGCUAAAAAGCAACAUCAGAGGUGUUUAGCCCAUUCAUUAGUUGGAACACCCAAUUAUAUUGCACCUGAAGUUCUCCUUCGUAAAGGAUACACUCAGCUUUGUGACUGGUGGAGUGUUGGUGUGAUUCUCUUUGAGAUGUUGGUUGGGCAGCCUCCGUUUCUGGCUGCCUCUCCCACAGAAACCCAGCUGAAGGUGAUAAAUUGGGAGAACACACUGCACAUCCCCUCCCAGAUCAAACUGAGCCCUGAAGCAAGUGACCUUAUCACAAAACUGUGUUGUGCUGCCGAAGAGAGGCUUGGAAGAAAUGGAGCAGAUGACCUCAAGGUUCACCCUUUCUUUGACUCCAUGGACUUCUCCACCGAUAUCCGCAGGCAGGCAGCUCCCUAUGUCCCAAAGAUCAGCCAUCCAAUGGACACCUCGAAUUUUGAUCCCGUUGAGGAAGAAGGCCCUUGGGAUGACGCUAGUGAAGAUAGCACCAGGGCAUGGGACCCGCAUGCUUCCUCCAGCGGCAAACACACAGAACAUGCCUUCUAUGAGUUCACUUUCCGAAGGUUCUUUGAUGACAAUGGAUACCCGUUCAGAUACCCAAAGCCUUCUGGAAUAGAAGUGAGCCAGUCAGAAAAUUCUGAUGCAGAAAGCAAAGAUGGGCUGGAUCAGGCAGGAGCCUGUCAACCCGUAUAUGUGUAAAUUAUUGUACAGAGUUCUACAAAAUUAACCCAUUUAUCCAUAACUUCCAUCUGAGCCUGCAGAUAGAAGGACUUGCAGACCAGGUCCUAAAUGCAAGCUGGUUUUGAGUUUAGGCUGUUUAGGACUGUAAAUAGCUAUGUUAAUAAUGAGUGCACUUGAAAUCCCGAUUUUCAUCAUCGAUUUCCAAGGACAGGCGUGUUCUUAUGCCAAGUUUUGCUUCUGGGUCACCGUUGCCCAAUCUGAGCAUUUACAAGCUUCCACAGUGUUGUGCUGUUUUAUUUCAUUUUCAAGUGAGCAGAUAGCACUUAUUUUUGUUUAUAGCAGGGUUCUGUUUAUCCUACUAAAUUAUAGGGAUUAAUUCAGACAAAUCAUGCUGCUGUUCUUCUUUUCUACAUUCUUUUUUUUUUAUGUCCAUCGCACUUACUUCACAUUUUUAGGAAAAUAAGUAAGACUGAAGAACGUGUGAUUAAAGGUCUCUGUGCAAUAAUGUUUUAAUAAGAGAAGAAAAUGUCCGCUGUCGUCCUAAAUUUACCAGUGCCAUUUUUAUUCACACCAUAAUAAUCUAUAUGUACUUUCAAUAUCCUGACAUCAUUUUUGAAGCUGCUUUAUUUCCCUUUUUAUUUUAAUUUAGUGUAAUCAAAGUGUGAGCAAGUGGCAAUCGAAGAGUGGUUUCAGUGACUGGAUUUGUGUAGAAUGUUGCAUGGAGCUGUGAUUAUGUUGUUUCUUCUGUUUUGAAAUGACCUAUUUCUUGCCAUUCACAGGCAGGUCCUGUGCAUGUACUUGUACUGAGGAUCUCAGCGACCCUCACGACUUGUCUGCUGAUAUUAUAUUGUGUGGAUGGUUUUGACUCUUUAUUAUGACUGUGUGUUCUGUAAAAACAAAUUACAAAGCUCUAAUUCAGGUUAGGGGUCAGUGGUGUGUACAGGGGAAGAGAGAGAGGGGGGGGGGUUAG
Messenger RNA from Lacerta agilis (Sand lizard), 4923 nucleotides. RefSeq names its product large tumor suppressor kinase 2 (gene LATS2). The record is from RefSeq and is a predicted model, not a curated record. Lineage: Eukaryota; Metazoa; Chordata; Lepidosauria; Squamata; Lacertidae. Gene Ontology annotation, biological process: hippo signaling; positive regulation of apoptotic process; peptidyl-serine phosphorylation. The transcript has 8 exons. Bases 585 to 3971 code for a protein of 1128 amino acids. Gene Ontology annotation, cellular component: nucleus; spindle pole. Gene Ontology annotation, molecular function: protein binding; protein serine/threonine kinase activity; ATP binding.